Molecule: messenger RNA, 5344 nt
Organism: Pipra filicauda (Wire-tailed manakin)
Lineage: Eukaryota; Metazoa; Chordata; Aves; Passeriformes; Pipridae
Gene: GAL3ST2
Product: galactose-3-O-sulfotransferase 2
Exons: 4
Coding region: 3576-5003 (475 amino acids)
Biological process (GO): glycolipid biosynthetic process; glycoprotein biosynthetic process
Cellular component (GO): membrane
Molecular function (GO): galactosylceramide sulfotransferase activity
Source: RefSeq, a predicted model, not a curated record
CUCCCAUCUUGUCCCUUCAACUCUUUUUCUCUGCUAUGGGACACUCUCCACCUCUCCAUUCCUCAGGAUGAGUUAGAGAGGAGCUGAUCGACCUCUUCUUGGGCGAAGCAGAGUGAAAAAUGCCAUCAUUAGCAAAAAGGAAGAAUUUCUCCACAAAAAGAGUUAGACAUCAGAAGGGGUUGCCCAGGGAGGUGGUGGAGUCCCCAUGCCUGGAGGUGUCCAAGGAAUGACAAGGAAUGAGCACUCAGUGCUCAGGUCUGGUUGACAAGGUGGGCAUCAGGCACAGGUUGGAUUCGAUGAUCUUGGAGGUCUUUUCCAGCCUAAAUGAUUCUAGAAUCCUGUGGUUCUGUGAAGGAGGAGACAGCCCAUGGAACACAGCCUGUGCUGCUUGCAUGUGGGGUGAUGCAAAAAUAUGAAAAGUCUGCGAUGUUUUUGAGGGAAAAAUAUGCAGGAUUUGCUUUCUGCUAGGAUAAGCUGAUGCAGCUCAUUCUUUCCAAAUCAGACUGUUUAUAUUCUCUGCCUUUUUCCUACACCAUUCUUUCUCUUUUUUCCCCCGAACUACUGACCAUCACUGUUUAAAAUACAGGCUUUCCACGUGAAAGGCUCUUUUUGGGAAGCAGAACUUUCCAUACUCCUGCUUUUCAGCUACACAUGGAGAGAGUGCUCGGGAGGGAGUCAAGGCUGACACACAACCCAGUGCUGUGGCCAGGGAAGUUCUGGCACAGCUCCACUUAACCAUCUUCCUUACACAUGAAGAUCCUAAAGCUCCAUGUAAGUUUUACUGUUUCACUAAACCAUAGAGCAGUUCCCUGAGGGAAUAGAAGGGAGGAGUUAUUGUAGGGUAAUUUUACAGGAGCUUUCCUAGACCUUAAACACCAGCAUUACUCUCCUGUUCCAUGUUCUCAGUGAUGCUUUCAAAUAGUGGUGCACUGUUGUACGGGGGGGAGAGACAGGGUGGGUACAUGUGUGUGUAUUUUUACAAAGACUCAUUGUGGCAGGGGCUUCUUGUCCAAAAUUCUGUAUUUUUCUGGGACAGACUGGAGUGUUAGGAUGAUGUGGACUCUCCACACUUUGGAGCAGUGGUCUUCUGGCACAGUGAGGAAGCACUUGGCUCUCUGUACUGCUUUUGCCUCUCUCUCUGGACUGGUUUUUGGCUGGGAUAUUUUCUUCACAGUAGCUGGUCUGGGGCUCUGUUUAGAGCAGUGAUGGAAGCACUGGGAUGUUGUACCUGUUGCUGAGUGGUGCUUGCACAGUGUGAAGGUUUUUUCUGCUCCUCACCCUGCCCCCCUGUGAGGGGCUGGGGUGUGCAAGGAGCUGGGAGGGGCCACGGCUGACCCCGCCUGACCACCGGGAUAUCCCACGUGUAGGACCCAUGCUCAGCAAUAAAAGCUGGGGAAGAGGGAGGAAGGAGGGCAUUCCCAAGUCACCUUUACACGUGAUGGAGCCCAGCUCUCCCGGAAUAGGAAGCUUUGCUUCCCUUUAUCACAACCCAUGAAUUUUUGCACAUUCACCCCUCUGAUUGUCCCCAUCCCACUGUGGGGGUAAGAGCGAGCAGCUGCACGGGGCUGAGCCCCCCCAGGGACUGCCCCCCAACAUGGAGCAGAGCCAGUCUGGAGCUGUGAAUCCAGUGCCCCAGCUCACUAAUCCUGCAUCAGCUGGCUGACCUUCACUGCCCUGGCCUCCGAGCAGCCCACUCCCACAUGAAAUCAAAUAUUCCUGCCUGGCAUUGUUUUGGGUUUUUUUGGCAUAACCAAACCUAAUGAUUCGUGUGCAACAGCCCAGGAGAGAGCAACGAACCAAUUGUAAAAGUGCAAAAAAUGGGCUUUUGUGAUCCAUGGGCUGUACCAGCUCCUGAGCGAGAAGCGGCACAGCUGACGUGUGUAACGUAACAGGAGAAAGAGGUCCAUGAAAUGUGCCCCCUUUGCCAGCAGCAACGGGUGCUGUGCCAAGAGUGACCCUAGAAGUUCUCUGUAAAAGAGCACAUUGACUCGUGUUCUAGCAAGAAACUCAGGGAAAGCAACCCUACACCUUGCUAAUCUCUGAUCUUGGUAAGCACUGGGGUUGGGGCUGGCCUGGGGAAGCUGUGAUUUAAAAGGAAAUGCUGCGUUUUUGGGCACUCUGAAGACAGAGCACCAUAGGUGAAGGAGUUCUGAGGACUUGGCUGUUGGUGGGGCAGGUUGGGACACAGCAUACGAGGUUUAGAAAGGUGACACUGUGGGUGGGGAGGGAAAGGGGAGCACCAGGAGAUGCAUGGAACAUGGCAUGGCCAUAAAAGACAAAAAGCAACAACUUAAUCCCCCCUGAUCCAGGCUGGGAGAUGUGGCUACACUCUUGCCCAAAUGAGGAGAGCAUUGGCUUCAUCUCUGCGUAGGGAAGAGGGAGAUGACCCCACUUCCAGAGCUGCAGGACAAAUCCUGCUCUCACCAGGGCAAUUUGCAACUGUCAAACCCACUUUGUCUAGUGCUGGUGUACAGCAGCCUCGGUGGAAUUUUAAAUUCCUGCAUAAUGCAGGUUGUAAUGGUAGUUAUCACCAAGAAGUAAUUUUGCAAACAAACCAUAAAAUAAGGCUCAAUUAUGGGCAAGAACUCUCCCCCCACCAAGGCCUGGAUACAGCCAAGUCUCUAAACCAUUAACCUCCAGCUACAAUAAUUCCAUUUUUACCAAAAAGUGGGAAGUCUGAAUGUUUUAAGAGGAAUUUUCAGUAAGUGAGCAACCAUUCCUGUUUUGCUGAUGUCCCUAAUUUCCUUUUACCGAAUGUGUCUGGCAGGGAAUUACAGUCCCAACCCACUGUGCAAGAAGCAGAGGAAAGGCACAGCAGGUGCUGUGACAUUCAGGGUCACAAAGGGACCAGUGCCCUCCAGCAGCCCCACACCACCAGCACCCUGCCUGGAUCCUGCUGUGAGCCCCCCACACCUGCAGCCAGGAGAGAGGGGGGUCCCCACUAAGGGGUCCCUGCCAAACCUUUCCUUCCCUGCAAAGCUGUUGCAAAUGCUGUGUCCUGGGGCAGCUUAUUAUACCUCUGUUGAUGUCCUGCCACACCAGCGCUUUCCAUGGCUUAUUAAUUAACUCCCACCCACUCUGUGAAACACCUAGCCACUCCCUGUGUCCUCACCUACCCAUUUAUAGCCAGGAGGGGAUGCUAGAAAUAGAUACGUGGGCACUAAGAGGCAGAGGAGAUGAAAAAGGUGCUGGACUCGAUUUGCAAAUGAGACAUUUCCCAGCUCGAAGGAGCAUGAAAAGCCCUGGGUGCACUCCAAGGUAAGGGCAGAGGGAGCCGAGUGCUCGGGGUGCCGAAUUAAAACUGCGGGAAGUUCUGCUUCAGGUAAUCCCUGGAAGUUGUUAAUAACCUAUAGACUUAGUUCCAGUCUGCUCCAGUGUAAGGGAUUAAUUUUGCCACGAAUAUUUCUUUCCGGUGUUCCAGGUCUUUUAAUUUGAAAGAACCUUGUGAAGUUGACGCAGAGGUCUGUUAUUUUCUGCUUAAGCCAAAGCAACAAGGAGGUUGCCCCAAGCCUUAAAGCAUCCGUAGCGGCACCUCCAAGAGAGGCAGUUUUCCAUGUUUUCUUCGCAGCUGGGAGAUGGCACAGCACAGGUUGGAAAGGCAAGUGGAGCCACCGGCGCCAGCCCUGCCGAGUGCUCCGCAAGUCUUUUGGCUUCUUAGAAGAAUUGUGUAUUUUGACAGUCAGCUCCCAGGUGCUUCCUCCCAGGGCUCCCAGGCUGGUUGCCUGUCACGGACGCUUAGGCAUACCAGAUGUCUCAUCAUUUUCAGCCUUUUGCUGGGACUCAUCUUCCUGUCAGGAUUCUUCCAUAGGAAGGAUAAGGAUUAUGGAAUCUUCGACAGCCACGAGGACCAAACUGUCGCCUUCCUGCAGAAUCUCAAACAGCCACUGCUGACCUCUCCCACGCCGUGCCAUGCCAAGACAAACGUCAUGUUCCUCAAGACCCACAAGACAGCCAGCAGCACCGUGCUCAACAUCAUGUUCAGGUUUGCAGAGAGGUACAACCUCACCGUCGCCCUCCCCGCUGGCCAGCUCUUCCACCUCGGCUACCCGAGGAUUUUCAGGGCCCACUUUGUGGAGGAUUUUGAAGUCAUAGGCCAAAACUACAACAUCAUGUGCAACCACCUGCGGUUUAACCCCUCGGAGGUGCAAAAGGUGAUGGCACCCAACACCUUCUACUUCUCCAUCCUGAGGAACCCCAUUCCUCUGAUGGAGUCUUCCUACAUCUACUUCAAGAACAAUGUCCCCGCCUUCAGGAGCUCCAAGGACGUGAACGAGUUCCUGGCAUCACCCACGAGGUAUUACCACCCAGCAGAUUACAGGGAGAACAUCCACGCCAGGAAUAUUAUGUGGUUUGACUUUGGCUACGACAACAACGCGGAGGACGACACAGAGUACACCCAGGGCAUCCUCGAGGAGAUCGAGCAGAACUUCCACCUCAUCCUUAUAGCAGACUACUUCGAUGAGUCCAUGAUCCUCUUGAAGCACACUUUGUGCUGGGAUCUGGAUGAUGUGAUUUACUUCAAGCUCAAUUCCAGAAGUCAGGACACUGUCCAGACUUUGACUCCGGAAAGUGAGGAGCGGGUAAAAGCGUGGUGCUCGCUGGACUGGAAGCUCUACCUGCACUUCAACCAGAGCUUCUGGAGGAGAAUUGAGGAGACCAUAGGGCUGGAGGUGCUGGAGAAGGAGGUGGAUCACCUGCGAACCAGACAGAAGGAGCUCAUGGAGACCUGUCUCUUGGAGCAGGAGCCAGUGGGGAAGGAUCACAUCCGGAACAAAGCUUUCCAGCCUUACCAGUCAGGGGCUGCAAAUAUCCUGGGGUACAACCUCAGACAGAACUUGGACAACAGGACUCUGAGAACCUGCCAGAAACUGGUCAUUCCAGAGCUCCAGUACACGACCUACCUUUACACUGUCCAACACCCACACAAGAAGGGGAAGGAGCUGGGGUUGCCAUUGCCGUGGACCAGUCCCCAGGAGAGGAUGCAGCUCCCAAAUACCAACUAGGACACAUGACAACCCACUGUGGCUUCCCACUGCUUCGCAUCACCCCAUGUCUGGCAUGUGACUGACUGACACAAGACAGGACUCUUGUGCAUGAGGGGAGGCAGUGGGGGCUUUGUUCAGGGUCACCGAGUUGGUGGUUGGUCCCUUUUUGGGGACCUUGAGCCAAAGGCUCUGUGUUGGUCAGAUCCUGUGUGAUCCUUCCUGCCUGCUCCCAGCUGGGGAGUGCUGGGCAGGCUGCAGCUGACAUAGACAUUCCAGCUUCUUAAUCAUUAAUUACAGGUGUGAUCAUUUGCCUGCUUUAAUUUCAUUUGAUAUCCAUCACUACAUCCAGUCUGGUCACA